This is a messenger RNA of Symbiodinium sp. CCMP2456, 1746 nucleotides long. Lineage: Eukaryota; Dinophyceae; Suessiales; Symbiodiniaceae. The record is from the annotation of a GenBank genome assembly.
AUGGAUACGCAGAAUCCCUUGGCUAAGGUCACAAGCGAUGUGCUGGAUACCAUUUUUGGCCAGGAGCCGAGGUUUGUUCGGCUUAAGCGAAAAACCAAUUUGUUGAAGGCACAGCUCUUAGCUAAGCGGUUGGCCCCCCGUGAGCGUGCCCUUAGGGAUAGCUGGUCCGAUGGGAUGAAAAAGGUGCUGGGAUCAAAGAAUCUCAUCUUGUGGGAAACUCUUUUGCGCCAAGAGGGCUAUGACGAUCUUGAGGUAAUCCACUUGAUGAAGCGCGGUGUCCCUUUGGUCGGAACCCCGGACACGCCCUCAUGCUACGAGGCAAAGUUGACGCCGGCUACGAUUACAGAGGCCCAGCUUCGUGAUUCAGCUAAGUGGCGCAGGAAGGCCCUUGCUUCCAAACCUUUGGCUAUGUCCGACGAUUGCUUUGGUCCUUUGGAAGAUGCAUGCCAAGAAGAGCUUGACAAAGGUUCUCUAGAAGGCCCUUUCCACAGCGAGGAAGAAGUCACCCGGUUCUUAGGUCACGAUCGCUGGUGUUGCAUUCGGCGCUUCAUCAUCCAACAGGGUGACAAGUAUCGGCCGAUCGAUGAUUGUUGCGAGUGUCAGUUGAACGAGGGGUACUCUUCAACUUUCAAGUUACGCUUGCAGGAUGCCGAUUAUUUUGCUUGCCUUGCUAUGGACGUGUGCCGAAGGGUGGUUUCCAAUCCUUCCCGACAGGACUUGAAAGGAUGGAGCGGUAAAUGCCUUGACUUGAGCCGUGCAUACAAGCAGCUGGCUAUCUUACCUGUACAUGUGGACUUGGCGGUAUGCCUAACCCACACUAAGGAAGGAAAGCCCGUGUAUUAUGUGCCGAACAGUCUCAUGUUUGGAUCCAAUGCCGCAGUUUACGCCUUUAACCGAGUGAGCAGGAGCAUCCAUUUUCUCUUGAGUCGACUUUUGAUCCUUCCCAUGUCUUGCUUCUACGAUGAUUUCCCUAUCCUCAUCCCGACUGGCGAGGCUGAUGAGGUUGAUGGGAUGAUUUCAGAGUUGCUUGACAUUCUGGGUUGGGAGCACAAGCGGACGGGUGCACAGGUGCUUCUGGGCCUCCUGAACUUUGCUUGUGGCUACUACCAUGGCCGUGCGUUGAGAUACCUUUGCAAGGAUCUCAUCACUGUGGUCACAGGUGGAUCGUUGGAUGGUCGUGCCCUGCAAGUCUUUUGCGACGAGGUCAAGCAGACCUUGCAGAACACCCCGCCUAGAGUUUUGAAGCUUUCUUCUUCGCAAGAAGUUGUGCAUCUUUAUGUUGACGGGUCGUGGGAAGAUGGGUUUGCCGGAAUAGGAGCAGUCCUGAUCAAUCCAGCUACGGGUGUCGGUCGCGUUUGGCAGGGAGUUGUUCCAAGUGCCAUCAUAUCCAGGUGGAAACGGGAUGUGAGCGAGUUCUUGAUAUGUCAGAUAGAACUUUACGCUGCCCUGUGUAUGCGUGUUCAUCUUGCCGAUUUUCUCUAUGACCGCAAGCUCAUCCUAUGGACUGACAACGACGCGACGGGACAAUGCUUGGUGAAGGGCCGAUCGCCCAGCCCUUCGAUGCAAGUCAUGGUCAAGUGUUUCGGGCGAGCAGACAUCAAGCAACCGUGUUACUUGUGGAUCGAUCGAAUCCCCUCUUCGUCAAACCCGGCAGAUGCUCCGAGCCGUGGCGAAGGUGAGAGUGUCUUGAAGCUCGCAGGUGCUAGUCGACUUGAGUCGUUUCCUACGCUUGCCUCCUUCGAGUGA